GCCGUUGAGGGUACUUGGGACUUUUCUCUGCACUGCUUGCUCCGAUUGCUUUUUUGUGAAUCAAAAGCUCCACCUCUCCAAAAGUUUGUCAUGAACAGAACUCCCUCCUUCCAAUAUAGCCUACUCUCAAUUAGGUGAGCAGGGAAACCAUAGUGAGUGAGAGAGAGCGAGGGGUGAGGACGUCGAAGGAAGCUGACAGAGCGUUAAUAAGAUACAGAAGAAUUUGAGUUACAGGCAUGCAGACAAGACAACGAGACUGAUUCCCUUGUUCCAGAGACUACGGACUUUAAAUCUAAAAAAUAAUUUGGUGAAGUCUUGACUCGAACCAACGCUUAGUGGACUAAUUUAUAAAAAAAAUGGGUUCUAAAAGAUAUCGGUCGAAGACGUUUGGGAAAACACUCUCUCUAAACCGUACGCUCCUUUGUAUAAUUUGGGUUUUAUUCACACUUUUCCACCCAUUCGGCUCUGCUUUCAACCUGGACGUGGAGAAUCCUACUGUCUACAGCGGACCUAACGGGAGCUACUUCGGAUAUUCCGUGGAAUUUUACUUGACAAAUUCUGCUAGUGUGAGUGUGGUGAUCGGCGCUCCGAAGGCCAAUACCAGCCAGGUGAACAUCACAGAGGGCGGGUCUGUCUACUACUGCCCAUGGAGUCUCAGCCAAUCACAAUGCCACAGCAUUGAGUUUGACCCUCAAGGGGAUCGCACAGUCUCUCUCAACGACACAGACUACCAGGCUGAAGUCAAGUCCCACCAGUGGUUCGGCGCCACCGUGCGUUCCCACGGCGACACCAUUCUGGCGUGUGCCCCUCUCUACUCCUUUCGCACCAAAGAAGACAUCCCUCAUUCUGACACCACAGGAACCUGCUACCUCUCCGUCCACAACUUCACCAAGUUUGUGGAGUACUCUCCCUGUCGCACAGAGUUCAUUGGAGAGGGAGGCCAGGGCUACUGCCAGGGUGGAUUCAGUGCUGACUUCACUAAGGAUGGAAAGGUGGUGCUGGGAGGGCCCGGCAGCUUCUUCUGGCAAGGCCAGGUGAUCAGUGCUGCCAAAGAGGAGAUCAUCAAGGCCUAUUACCCAGGCUACUUCAUGCAGUCUGUGGAUGGCCAGAUCCAGACCAGACAGGCUCAGAUCAAAUAUGACGACAGCUACAGAGGAUACUCUGUUGCUGUUGGAGAAUUCAGUGGAGACCAGGAGGAAGAUUUUGUGGCUGGCGUCCCAAAAGGAAUCAUGCUUUAUGGUUUGGUGUCUAUUUUUAACGGCAGUGAUCUGCAGUCCAUGAUGAAUUACACUGGUGAACAGAUGGGUUCUUAUUUCGGCUAUGCCGUGGCGACAAUGGACGUCAACAAUGACGGGCUGACUGACCUGCUGGUGGGAGCCCCCAUGUUCAUGGUGCGAGAUUCAGAUGGGCGUCUGGAGGAGGUGGGCCGUGUCUAUGUUUACCUGCAGCAGGGAGUCCUGAACCUGCAGCCAGCCCUUCCACACCUGACAGGCAACCAGGUGUUUGGGAGAUUCGGCAGCACCAUCGCCCCUCUGGGAGAUCUCAACCAGGACGGAUACAACGAUGUGGCCAUCAGCUGUCCGUUUGGUGGGGAGGAGAAGCAGGGGUUGGUGCUCAUCUAUAACGGAUACGCCGGUGGACUCAGGGACACGCCGUCUCAAGUGAUAACUGGCCAAUGGGCUUCAGGGACGGUUCCUGCCAGCUUUGGAUUUGCUCUGAGGGGAGCCAAAGACCUGGACAUGAAUGGCUACCCAGAUCUUAUCGUUGGUGCUUUUGGUGUGGACAAAGCCAUUCUCUACCGGUCGCGUCCCAUAGUCAACACCAGUGCCUCCCUGAUUGUGUCCCCCACCAUGAUCAACCCUGAGGAGAAGAACUGCAUUGUGCAGAGCGACAACACCAGCAUGUCUGUCUCUUGUGUCAACCUGAGUUUCUGCCUGUCCGCUAAUGGGAAGUACCUACCAGACAGCCUCGUCUUCCAGGUGGAGGUGCAGCUGGACCGUCUGAAGCACAAGCAGAAGGGAGCCGUGAAGAGGGCUCUGUUCCUGGACUCCCAGCAGGCCGUGCUUCAGAAGAGUGUCAGGCUGCGGAACGGAGAGCGGGUGUGUCAGGACACCAAGAUCUACCUACGGGAUGAGAAAGAGUUCAGGGACAAGCUGUCCUCCAUCUACAUCGCCCUGAACUUCAGCCUGGACCCCAAUGCAGCUGCUGACUCCCACGGCCUCAGACCCAUCCUCAACUACCAGACCACUGAGCUCAUCGAGCAGAAGGCCCAGAUUCUGCUUGACUGUGGAGAAGACAACAUCUGUGUCCCUGACCUGAAGCUGGCUGUACACGGGGACAGGAAGGAAGUCUACCUAGGUGACGACAACUCGUUGACCUUGACUUUCAACGCCAGGAACGAGGGGGAGGGCGGGGCUUAUGAAGCUGAGUUGUAUGUGGUGCUGCCCCCUGAAGCAGAUUACAGUGGGAUAGCCCGCAAUAAUGAGAGCCUGACCCAGCUGACCUGCAGCUAUGAGACUGAGAACCAGACCCGCUACCUGAGCUGUGACCUGGGCAACCCCAUGAAGGCUGGCACCAGUCUGUGGGCAGGUCUGAGGUUCACAGUGCCCCGGCUGAAGGACACUCGCAAGACUGUUCAGUUUGAGCUGCAGAUUCGCAGUAAAAAUGAGAACAAUUCCCACAGUGAGGUGGUUCCCUACAGGCUGGAGGUGGUGGUCCAGGCUGAUGUUAUUCUACAGGGGGUGUCACGGCCAGACAAGGUCUUCUUCCCUCCAAGUAACUGGAAGGUUACCAAAAGCCACCAGGUGGAGGAGGACAUCGGUCCUGCAGUGCAGCAUGUCUAUGAGUUGGUGAACAACGGCCCCAGUCACAUCAGCCACACCCUGCUCCAGCUGCGCUGUCCUCUCAGUGUGCAGGGCCACAGGCUCGUCUACCCCCUGGAGUUCUCCACAGAGGGGCCUCUCAACUGCACCACCAACCACACUAUGAACCACCUUCAGCUCAAGCUCCAGCAGGCGUCAACAGAGCAGCCGCCCGUACUGACGCAAGGCCAUGAGCAUGUCAUCGAGAGGAGGGAGGUCCACAGAGACCAGCUGGCUGAGCUUGCUAACCUGUCCUGUUCCAACUCUGAGUGCUGGAUGCUUCAGUGUAACGUGGGUCUUCUUGAGAAGGGGACCACUGCCAUCCUCAAGGUCCGCUCCCGGAUAUGGGCUGAGACCUUUAUGGAGAGGGCAUAUAAACACUAUGUUCUGGAGUGCCUGGCUCGUUUCAGCGUCAUGAAGAUGCCUUAUGCCAUCCUACCCAAACAAGUUCCCAGUGGAUCCAAAAAGGUGGUGACCACGGUUGUUUGGAACAAGCCUGACAGCCAGUACUUUGUCCCUCUGUGGAUCAUCAUCCUGGCCGUCCUGGCAGGCCUGCUCCUGCUGGCUCUGCUCAUAUACGUCCUCUACAAGCUUGGUUUCUUCAAAAGAUCUCUACCCUAUGGAACGGCUAUGGAGAAGGCCCAACUCAAGCCCCAGGCCGCAUCUGAGGCCUAAAAGCCACACGGAUCCGAAACCAAAGAAUCUAGCUACCCAUAUGAUUGCAACAGAGACACGCUGGCUAGACGUCCAGGGAGGAUCAGACUGCAGUUGAAGAGUUAGGAGGAGCAACCACUGGAACUCCACUGGACUGCACUAGAGGGAGAAAAAAAAACAAAGAACUCCAAACCAAAUGAAUGUGUUUAAUUUAAUGUGUCUUGUUUGUUGCUGGAGCUGGUUGGUCACCAAACAGAACCCAGUCAGACUGUCUGCAGACAAACAUGAGUCGGAUUUCUAGGCUAGUGACCCCAUAGAAAGAAGAGAAGAAGCCAUAUUGAAGCCAUUGAUUCAUCUUAGAUUAAGGACGAUGCUAGUUGUCUCCCUGCAGUUUUUUGAUACUGAUUUGUUUUGUGGACUCUCCUGGAGAAGUCUGUUAUACCCUUUUUUAUCGCCUUGUUUUUGGUGCUAACAGUGUGUGUACACAUCUUCAGACAGGUGCUGGACACAUGUUACAUGUGGUGGGGGAGAGUGUGCCGCUGCCCUGCUUUGUGUAGCAUUAAAGGAACUAUUUGAUACAUUCUCAGCCAAAGGCCUUCAAACAGGCUGUGUGGUAAAGUACCAGGGCCCCAAAGGUCAGACUGACAAAAGCCCCAGAAUAUGUCUUCUAGGUGGGUUCUUUCCCAUUCAACAAAAGCCUAUCAUAUUGUAUUGUUCGAAGUUGUUGUAAAUGCAGCCAAAGACUCCGGUAGUGGCCAGCAGGAAUAGCCCUGUCCUUUGGAGCGUAAUGAAGCCUCAGGUUGGUGGACACGCACUUGGGGCCCGUUUAUUUGCACUCAAAGGAAAUCUACUGAUGACUAUCAAGAUGCCAAAGACGGGAGACGAGCUGAUCAUCCUUAGAGUCCUACUGAUCCCUACGUCCUGAUCCUUUACGUUCAUGUUCAGUGUUCCCAUCACAGUAUCACCUCAUAGUCAUCUGGGACAUGACUGGACUCGCCAGGCCAGAGGAGCCUCACCAGAGGCAGGCUGGAUCCUUAACAGGACACUGCUUCUCACCUGAUAGCCCCGGCAGGGUAGACUGGGUCAGGUUAGCGUGUUUUUAGUGUAGUGUGGAGCCAUGUGAAGAUGAGGCUGCGGCAUGCACCAUGCAGGUGAACCUGUGUUCUAUGUGGAGCCUGUAGGCCGCUGAGUCAUGGUGUGUGGAAGUGAAUCCGUACACAUCCAUCAUUUGCCGUAGCGCUUAGGAGAGGGAAGCAGUGAUGUCAUCGGGGGGGGUGCUAGCACCACCUAGUGUAGUACGCUUUAUAGGAGGCUUUGUUUUUAAUGUCUGGGUUGGAGCCUGUCUGGUUGACCGAGAGUACUAACAAGGAGUUGUAGAAGCCAUCCCACCCCACUACUGCUAUGCAUAAUGGGCUAUGGUUACACCCAGGGACUGAACAUAACAAUGCAUAAUGUGGGGUUAAUCUAUUUGUAAUGUAAAAAGGAUUGAUGUAUGUACAUAAUCUUUGUCUUGAGAGGAUGUGUGUGUGUGUGUGUGUGUGUGUGUAUGUACCUGUGUCUGUCUUGUAUGAACAAGAGAGAUCUUUCGAGAUGCUGAGUUGUCCAUACUCCUGGGCUGACAGGAGGAAAGGUUGUUCAGGCUCACCACAGGAUCAAUCCAGUCAGUGCUCGGUAUGGGCAGAACGCCUGACUGUAUUGAGGCCAUCCAGGGGCUAUUAAUCACAUGUAGUGCAGAGAGAGACUGCAAUGCAAAUGCAUGUCCAUUGCGUGCAGUGCAGCACAUCCGUUUGUGCCUCUUGUAAAGGGAUAGCAACUGGGCAUUGGGGAGUCCUACAAAUGUGGUUGGAAGUGCAAUAUCAGUAUUCACUCGGGUUAAUAUCAGUACAUUUUCUUUUCAUUUAAUGUUAUUUUUAUUUAGUUGUGUGUUGAUGUUCAACUACGUGGUAAUGAUGUGCGUUAGACAGUAAUGCAGAUCUUUUCACUGAAUGCCCAAAAAGGUGUCUCAAGUUUAGGAACCUCUCUUCCUUCCUUGUAACAUCCCUGAUCCACAUGCCAGCAUGGGCAGUACUGCGCUAAGGAGCUCACAUCUAGGGAUGAAGGAUGGAUGGGAGGAUGGACCACUUUAAUAGUGACCACUCUAGUUCUGUGACUGGUACUGGACUAGUACUUCAGCACCACUGGUUGACACCUUAUAUAAAAGGCAUGUGUGGCCUCCUGAACACCACUGCGUUGAACUUGGGAAUGUUAAACUAGAGUGAUCAUUUAUGUGCAGUUUCUGUCACCUGUCCACACAAUGCUAGUAUUACAACCCAUAUGUUAUAUUUGUUGUGGCUUUCUUUAGAAUUUCAUGCCCCCUAAAUCACCGGAAUUUUUCUAUUUGGCUAAUCUCAUGGGAGAACUUUAACAACAGUCAUGGUGCAAAGGCUGCUAAAGACAUUAGUGAAUUGAUUUGAAACGGUCAAUGUUUCAAAAAAUCAGUAUUGUAUCGUUUUACCAGUAAUGUACUGCCUGAACAUGUCUACCCAUUAUUUAUAAAAACAAGGGGAUAGUUCUACAUGUUCCUCCAUGGUUGCCACAGGUGAAGACACUCAGAUUUGAUGGUCUGUCUUCUCAAGCCCCCCUCUUUCUCCUGAGCUUUAUAAAGAGGUUGUACAUAAUGUUUCUGACAUUUAGAUUUUUGUUUUUGUGAAUUGUCUUCUCCCCAUAUUGGGGAGAAUUGCAGGGGGAUAUUUUAGUAUUUUAUUGAUAUUUUACCUGAUUUUUAUGGUUUGCAUUUCCAAUAAAGUUUUCCCUUUUACA
Messenger RNA from Osmerus eperlanus (European smelt), 6314 nucleotides. RefSeq names its product integrin, alpha 5 (fibronectin receptor, alpha polypeptide) (gene itga5). Lineage: Eukaryota; Metazoa; Chordata; Actinopteri; Osmeriformes; Osmeridae. The coding region runs from base 357 to 3536 and encodes 1059 amino acids. Gene Ontology annotation, cellular component: integrin complex; external side of plasma membrane. The record is from RefSeq and is a predicted model, not a curated record. Gene Ontology annotation, molecular function: integrin binding. The transcript is spliced from 30 exons. Gene Ontology annotation, biological process: integrin-mediated signaling pathway; cell-cell adhesion; cell-matrix adhesion.